AAAUAAACCCUCUCUGCCCUUCUUCUCCCAUCCUCUCAGAAUCAAGCAAUCCCUCUAUUCUUUUCUUUUCUCAGAGACAACCCCUCGAACAUCAUGGGGAACAAGUUUCAUGAUUUGCCUCCUUCCAAGAGGUACAAGCUCUUGCAGCAACAAGAAAACCAGAACCCAAAUCUCCUCCACCAAGAUCAACCCAGUAUUUCCUCACCUCCUUCUUGCCUCCCUGCCAAAAAACGCAAAGAGUUCCUCAAUUCCCUUCCAAUUCUCCCUGAUUCGUCCACAACAUUCUGUUUGCCUGCCAAGAAGAGAGUCUGGGCCAUUCCAGAUUUUGAUUUGAACAUCGAAUUCCGAGACCCUUUGGGAGAUUCUGAGGAAUCUGAGAAGGAAUUACGAUUACCAAAGGAUAUCAUCCCAGAUCUUGCAGAUGGCGAGAUCGUCAGGGAAGGCGCGAAAAUUGAAGGAAAAGAAAGGAAUGUUGUAGCUGAGAUAUUAAGAGAAGAAAGCGAGAAUGAUGAAGCUAAUGAAGAAGAAGAUGAUGGGAUUUUAUGCGCCAUCUGUGAAAGUACAGAUGGAGAUCCAUCCGACCCGAUUGUGUUCUGUGAUGGAUGUGAAUUAAUGGUCCAUACAUCUUGUUAUGGCCAUCCUUUUACAAAGGGUGUUCCAGAUGGUGAUUGGUUCUGUGCCCAGUGUUUGGGUUCUAAGAAAUUUUCCAAAAAUGGCAAGACUAAAGGUGUUGUUACUUGCUGCCUUUGCCCGGUGAUUGGCGGUGCGUUGAAGCCGACCACUGAAGAUGGCAAGUGGGCUCAUGUUGUUUGUGCUUUGUUUGUUCCUGAGGUCUUUUUCCAGGAUCCUGAAGGCAGAGAAGGGAUUGAUCUGACUCAAGUUCCACAGAGGAGAUGGAAACAUAAAUGUUAUAUUUGCAGAUCCAGGAAUGGAUGUGUCAUAGAUUGCUCUGAGCCCAAGUGUCCUUUGGCUUUUCAUGUGACCUGUGGAUUGGAUAAAGAUCUUUGCAUUGAGUAUACUGAAGGAAGGAACAAAUCAGAUAUCGUCGCUGGUUUCUGCCGAACUCACACUGAUUUGUGGAAGAAGCAACAACGAACGGGAAAGUUCAAGAUUGUAGCAAGAGACAUGCACGAGAAGUAGCGGGAUUUAUUGGACCAUGAAGUGCUUUUUUUUUUUUUUGUUUUCUGUUUUUAAGCUUAGCUUAGAGUUUUUGGAGUUAAGGAAUCAGUGUAUGAUGUUUAGAAAUUGAUGAUAUCUCAUAUACUCAAGUCUGAUUUUGUCAGCAGCCGUUUUCUUGAUUGGGGGUUAUGGCUUUGGUUGGUUGUCUGAUGAAUCAGAAGCAUUAGAGUUAAGUAUGCGUUUUGCUUCAAGCUUUUAACUAGGGGCCAAAGGCUUUUUUGCCUUCCUUUGAAUUAAAUUUUCUCCUUACAGUUGGCUUAUAUAAGAGAGAAUUGAUCACGGUUAUUUGUUGUGC
This is a messenger RNA of Oldenlandia corymbosa var. corymbosa, 1474 nucleotides long. NCBI's taxonomy places the organism in Eukaryota, Viridiplantae, Streptophyta, Magnoliopsida, Gentianales, Rubiaceae. The record is from the annotation of a GenBank genome assembly.